CUCGUUUCACUGGUAGAAAGUCAGGUAUUAUUUGGCGCAAUAGUGGAUGGGCUGCAACGUUUUCAGCAACGUGGAUGCUUGGGCAUCUAAACCGUGAUGUAAAGUGGACAAUUUACGGAAGACAUCCACAAAAUGAAGACACUAGUGUGCCAUGGGGUUAUCGGCAUUAUCGUUAUUACCAUGGGUACCAUUCUUAUGGUUGUGUACAACAACAGCUUCACCGACACGUCAGAGUUUCACUCAGAGAAGCCCGGGAAAGCGCAGCCUAAACCACCAAGAGCCCUAUCAUCAACUCUAGAGGGCUACACUGGACUCAUCAAUCAACAGCCUCUGAGGAAGCACUGUAACUGCUGUGCCCUGGUGUCCAGCUCGGGCCACCUUACUGGCAGCAACCGAGGAGACGAAAUUGACCGCACCGAAUGCGUCAUCCGCAUGAACAAUGCCCCGAACGGAAACAAUUUCAAACAGGAUGUGGGCCGGCGCACUAGCCUGCGCGUCAUCGCCCACUCCAGCCUGCAGAGGGUGCUGCAGAGACGGCAGGAGCUGCUCAACACCAACCAGGACUCUGUCUUCCUCUUCUGGGGACCCACCAGCUCCAUGCGGCGCGACGGCAAGGGCAGGGUCUUCAACAACCUGCGUCUGAUCAACCAGCUGCUUCCCAAGCUCAAGAUCUACGUCAUCUCCCCCCUCAAGAUGCUGGAGUUUGACGAGCUCUUCAAAAAUGAAACGGGAAAAGACAGGAAGUUACAGAAGCACUACACUGCCUCACAAGAUGAUGUCGCUGAGUCAGAGUUGGAAGCAGAAACCGAUUACAGGUCCUACCAGACUCUCACUGGCUUGCACUCUCCCUGGCACUCUAUCUGGCAGACGUUGCCAACAGCACACAGGAUGAGCCCAGACACGAUUGGCUCCGCUGUCAUCUGGGAUAUCCUACAGCGAGGGGCUGGUAUGGCCGGCAGGAAGACCUCUAAAUCGUGGCUGACCACUGGCUGGUUCACCAUGGCCAUUGCCCUGGAACUGUGUGACAGGGUCAAUGUCUAUGGCAUGGUGGCUCCGGACUUCUGCAGUACUCCCUCUCAUCUCUCGGUGCCGUAUCAUUACUAUGAGCCCUCCGGCCCAGACGAGUGCUCCCUGUAUCUCUCCCACGAGCACAACCAGAGCGGCGGCCACCACAGCUUCAUCACGGAGAAAACGGUGUUCGCCAACUGGGCCCAGAAGUAUGACAUCCACUUCUACCAGCCAGACUGGAGCCCGUCCUCCACUCUCAAUGGAAGCAGCUCACACACACCUGCUACAGCUGUCUCCUGAUACCAGAUAAACAGUCAGACAGACAGACAGAACGGUCCACAGGACCAGUGGCGACCCGUCAUUCAGGGCAGGUGGGGAAGAGCACCACCUGUUUUGAGCCCCACCUGUUUAGCAAAAAAAGGAUUAUACAUUUUUUCCUCCCCCUGUUUGCAUGUUGUUUUGGCAUUAAUACGUGUCACAUGUCAGUUUCUAAACAAUGUAAAAAAAUAAAAUAUAAUUGAGUUAAUAA
Molecule: messenger RNA, 1537 nt
Organism: Oncorhynchus kisutch (coho salmon)
Lineage: Eukaryota; Metazoa; Chordata; Actinopteri; Salmoniformes; Salmonidae
Product: alpha-N-acetylgalactosaminide alpha-2,6-sialyltransferase 5-like
Exons: 6
Coding region: 133-1308 (391 amino acids)
Biological process (GO): ganglioside biosynthetic process; oligosaccharide metabolic process
Molecular function (GO): alpha-N-acetylgalactosaminide alpha-2,6-sialyltransferase activity
Source: RefSeq, a predicted model, not a curated record